Molecule: messenger RNA, 1986 nt
Organism: Pseudonaja textilis
Lineage: Eukaryota; Metazoa; Chordata; Lepidosauria; Squamata; Elapidae
Product: transmembrane protease serine 12-like
Biological process (GO): proteolysis
Molecular function (GO): serine-type endopeptidase activity
Source: RefSeq, a predicted model, not a curated record
AUGGAUGAGACCGCAUCAGGUAACCGGAUUGUAGGAGGACGUGAUGCUCCACCUGGAGCAUGGCCAUGGCAAGUUAGUCUUCAAGUUUACCGCUUUGGUGUAGGAUACCAUCAUAUUUGUGGUGGAGUAGUAAUUAGUAACAACUCAUUGCUGACAGCAGCACACUGCAUUAGAAAAUGGAAGAAUCCAGAGUUUUGGAGAGCUGUACUUGGCUUACAUCAUCUUUAUCAUCAUCAGUAUUACACUAGAGAGAGACAAGUCAAAGCAAUUAUAAUUCAUUCUCAUUUCAAGAAGGAAACGUAUGAAAAUGAUAUUGCAUUAUUCAAAUUACAAAAACCUAUCACAUUUAAUGAUUAUAUCCAACCUAUCUGCUUACUUCCAAGUCCUCUUUUUCUAGGUAAUGAUACUCUAUGUUAUAUAACAGGAUGGGGAAGUGCACAUGAGAAAGGUGGAAAAAAAAAUAUAUUGCAAGAAGCACAGGUUGAUAUUAUUCCACAAAAUAUCUGUAACAGAUAUGAUUGGUAUGGUGGAGUUGUAACAACGAAUAUGUUUUGUGCUGGCUCUGAAAAUGGAGCUGUGGAUAGCUGUCAGGGCGACAGUGGCGGACCAUUGAUGUGUUAUAUCCGAGAUGUCACACAAUAUUAUCUGGUAGGAAUAACCAGCUUUGGCCGUGGUUGUGGCCGACCACAAAAUCCAGGGAUCUAUGUACGUCUAGUUAAUUACAGUAAUUGGUUGAAAACUCUUUUACAAAGCAGAACUACUACUAUGAACAUUCAUAAUGUUUUAAUAUUGUUGAUAAUAAGCCAGCGGUUAUUUCAGUCGGGUGGGUUCAGCGACCGCUUGGAAGGAAAAUCCCCACCUUCUCCCGCUCGGUGGCCGUGCCUCGAUUUGCGCCGGAGCAGCGACUUAGCGAAGCGACUUCCCGCGAGGAGUGUCUUGGCUCUCCUGUCAGCGGCCCUCGCCUCAAGUAAAACGCGUGCGAAGUUGGGCGCCAUUUUUCUCCCUGGAUGGACUAUGAGCCGCAACUUUUGCCCCACCGCCUUUUCCUUCUGGGCUUCGCUUUUGUUGUUCAGGGAAGUCGCGCCCAAAGCCCUGUCCUCCCAGAAUCUUUCUGACGUAUGUGGAACAAGGCCUCUUAUGAAAAAUACAGCAACAGGAACUCGAAUUGUAGGUGGACAUGAUGCUAUGCUAGGAGCAUGGCCUUGGCAAGUUAGUCUUCAAGUUUAUGCAAUUGGUCUAGGAUAUGUCCAUAUAUGUGGUGGAUCUUUAAUUAAUAAAAUCAUAGUGUUGACAGCAGCACACUGCAUUAAAAUGUCAGAGAACCCAGCCAUUUGGAGGGCUGUAAUUGGCUUGCAUAAUCUUAAUGAAGAUAACUCUCAUACAAUAAAACGUCGGAUUAAAGCUAUCAAUAUACAUCCUAAUUAUAUGGCAGACACACAUGACAAUGAUAUUGCAUUGAUAAUAUUAGUCAGAUCUAUCAAAUUCAAUGACUAUGUUCACCCGAUCUGCUUACCUGCCACAAAUCUUUUGAAAAAUCAACAGUAUCCCUGUUACAUAUCUGGAUGGGGUAAAACAAAAGAAAAAGGUGAAAACAACUUAAUAUUGCAAGAAGCUCAAGUAGAUAUUAUUCCACAGAAAAUGUGCAAUAAACUCAGCUGGUAUGGUGGAACAAUUACAUUGAAUAUGAUCUGUGCUGGCUUUCUAGAUGGAGGUGUUGAUAGCUGCCAGGGAGACAGUGGUGGUCCUCUGACAUGCUACCUUCCAACCACUACAAAGUUUUAUUUGAUAGGAAUUACCAGCUUUGGCUAUGGUUGUGGUCGUCCAAGAUAUCCAGGAGUUUAUGUUAGGACAAUUAAUUAUCUAAAUUGGAUAAACAAGUAUUUAAAGAAUAUUGUGACAAAUUUAAGUCACUCGUUGCUGUAUCAUGAAGUGGCAUGUUUCCCUCAAGCGAACAACACCGAUGGGCAGCUCUCAACGAUGGUUUAA